CAUUUGCGUCUCUUACUCUCUUCAUGUCUUUUCACUUUUCAGUUGUCACUGUCAAUCGGUCUGACUGGUAACUAUGAACUCCGUUAUAAGUGGCGAGCGGUUUUGAGCUCUGAUGAGUAGAAAUCAUUAAAGUCUAUUGUGUUCUGUUGAGUCUUUCUUCUUGCUCUCCGUGAUCUCAUCACUAAAGAAAAUAUUCUCAGGUCUUGACUCGUUUUUGAUGAAUGCUUAAGCAUUAGCAUCACAGCUGCAGUAAGGUUUGCUUGCCGUAGAUCAGUGGCAGAACUACUUGGCUGAGUUUUAUUACUUGAAGAUAGAUGCACAAUGUCACAUCUAAGAGAGGCAAAUUGGGAAGGGAAUCGUAAUAUUAAAUUGAGCAUCAAUAAGGGAGUUGGUUGCAUGAAGAAAGACUGCUGCUUUUAUAAAUCCUUUACGUUGAAGGGUGUAAGAUACUCUCUAUAUGAUUCUGUUUAUGUUUACCAAGAAGAUUUCCCUGAGGCGCAUAUUGGUAAGAUUGUGGAAAUCUAUAAGACCCCAGCCAAUGAAACGGGAAUGAAGCUUGUAUGGUUUUUUCGUCCAAAUGAAAUAUGCAAUUUCUUAAACGAUUAUAAGCCAAGCUGGAAGGAGAUAUUUUUAGCUUCAGGAGAGGGCAAGGGACUCUCCAAUAUCAGUCCUUUGGAAGCAGUUAUAAGGAAAUGCAAUGUUCUCUGUGCAUCAAAUGACUGGAGAAAUCCUCAGGCAUCUAAACAAGAGUUGAGCAAAGCUGAUUACAUUUUUAGUCACACUUUUGAUGUUGCAAAGCUCAAGAUAGAAGAGAGUAUCCCUGAAGAAAUAGAUGGGGUAAAAGUCGAGCACUUUUUCAACCCAAAAAAAGAUCAAGCACUUGUUAAUGCUCAUAAUUCUGAAGAAAAUGUUAGAAAGGGGACUGGAAAAUCAAGUUCGUCUUUGAGGUUUGGAUUGAAGAAAGUGGUUAGCAGCAGAGUUAAAGUUGGCAGUUCGGGCAUCAAACUGAGCCCAGUGGUGAAAGGAGCAAAAAAGCCUGCAUUUAAUAUGGAUAAGCUAGGGUGUCUUCUGAGGCCUAAAUCUACUGCUACAAAGUGUGCAGCAGGAGAGAGAUACAAGAAAAAUAUAGAUGAAUUAGGAGACAUUACAGGAUGGACUGGAGAAUCAAGCUCAUCUUCCAGGUUAAGAUUGGAGAAAGCAGUCCACAAUGCAGUUAAGGAUGACAAUUGUGGCAAUAGAAUAAACCCUGUGGUGAAAGAAUCAAAAAAAGCUGCAGUUCCAGUGGACCAACAAGAGCAUUUUCCAAGUGAUAAAAGGAAAAAGAAUGAAGCACUCAUUAGGCCUCUUAAGCCUAAAGCAAGAGUGAAAGAGUGGACUGGAAAAUCAAUUUUGUGUUCCAGGUUUGAAUUGGAUAAAGUAGUUGGGCGUGUUGUUAAAUUUUCCAGUUCUGGUAUCAGAGUGAGCUCAGUGGUGAAAGCUGCACCAAAUGUCGAUAAACAAAGGCGUUUUUUGAGUUAUAAUACAUCCUUGAGGCCUCAAACAUCUGACAAUGAUGGUACUGUGCCUCAAAUUGGCUGCAUGCAACUUGAAAAUGAGGCUAAAAUGAGACGUUCCGAGGAUAUUAUACAACGAAGUGCAUCCGAUAUCCCUUUGAAAAAGAGGAGGCUUCUGCAGUAUAAGGAAAGCAAAUAUUUGGAUGCACCAACUGCCCAACAUGUCCAGACCAGGGGAGCCAAAACUGAGAGCCUAACUGUGGAGGUUACAAGAAGACCAGAUUCUUACAGAAGAAGUUGGUUCAAGGAACUACCUUGGGAGAAAAGUCUACAAAGAGCAGAUGAAGUAGGCUCCCUUGAAUGCCUUGAAAAUCUGGAUCGGUCCUAUAUAUCAUCCAAAGUAGAGUGUUGCCUUCUUGAUCGACCACCGCCGCCGGGAGCUUUGCAGUCGCCGUUCGACGAGGUUUCAUUAUCUGUUAAAGUGAAGAAGAGGAACAUUACAAGAAAAUCUCUACUAGAGUCUAGAAUCAGAACAACCAAUCUGAGUGAAUCUUCGAUUCUGCUGUCUCGACAGUUUGUUUGCAAUUCCGUGAAAUACAGGCUCUAAUCUAAUGUGGGUUUCUAGACAUGUAAAGAUAUAUGGUGAUAUAAUGGCGACGAGUACACAUGGAAGAUUUUGUGAAGAUGAUAGCUGUUUUGUUGAAGAA
Pistacia vera is the source of this 2200-nucleotide messenger RNA. RefSeq names its product protein ANTI-SILENCING 1-like. The record is from RefSeq and is a predicted model, not a curated record. The transcript is spliced from 14 exons. Lineage: Eukaryota; Viridiplantae; Streptophyta; Magnoliopsida; Sapindales; Anacardiaceae. Bases 322 to 2100 code for a protein of 592 amino acids. Gene Ontology annotation, molecular function: chromatin binding; RNA binding.